Messenger RNA from Racocetra persica, 136 nucleotides. Lineage: Eukaryota; Fungi; Glomeromycota; Glomeromycetes; Diversisporales; Gigasporaceae. The record is from the annotation of a GenBank genome assembly.
AUGUCUAGACUAAGAUCUGAUAGACUUUUUAGAACCUAUUCUGGCAGAAUUCCCACAAAUCAGCAAGAAGUUUUAGAAACUCUUCCUGGGAUAUGGAAUAUUCCACCCACAUAUAAAGAAGCAGUUCGCUCAACAG